Molecule: messenger RNA, 1596 nt
Organism: Carassius gibelio (silver crucian carp)
Lineage: Eukaryota; Metazoa; Chordata; Actinopteri; Cypriniformes; Cyprinidae
Product: dual specificity phosphatase 29-like
Exons: 3
Coding region: 148-1026 (292 amino acids)
Biological process (GO): protein dephosphorylation; negative regulation of MAPK cascade
Cellular component (GO): cytoplasm
Molecular function (GO): MAP kinase phosphatase activity; protein tyrosine/serine/threonine phosphatase activity
Source: RefSeq, a predicted model, not a curated record
UCUUUCUGAAUUCUCGGAGUAAAACAUUCGAACUUUAAGCUUUUAAAAGUUAUUUUAAACUUUCAGAUAAGGUUCAAGCUUGUCAUCACACUUUACUUAUCUAGUUUGUCUGCUUCUUUUUUUCCCCCAGAAAGCACUGCCGGGUGGAUGUUUGAGGAAAUGAGGUCAGUCUUCCAGACGAACACGAUGAAUGCUGUUGGGGAACCUGAAGAGGAUCUUAUUGAUCCGAAGGAAUCCCAGUGUGUCCCAGAUCCAAGUGUUCCCGAGCCAGAACUUGAAAUGGAUCUGGUCAGUAAAGAGCAAUUGUGUAUGACUGAACCUAAAGUGGAUCUGGUUGAGCCAGCCGUUCCUGAGCCAGAAGCUCAAGUCACAUCAGAUCUUUCAAGGUUGGAAAACCACAUCCCUCUAAGCGUGUUCCAGCUGGAGGAUCGUUUGAGGGAAUGUACGCUGUCCAAGACUCCAGUCUCUGAGGUCUGGCCCAGGGUCUUCAUUGGAAAUGAAGAGACAGCAAGGGGCCGAGAUAAACUGAAGGAGAUGGGCAUCACACACAUCCUAAACGCUGCAGCCCCGAAGAAGAACCUGAAGUUCCUGUUGGGAAUGGCAAGAGAGAAAGACCUUCUAGGAACGGUCAAUACUGGAUCCAGAUAUUACAGAGGCUUGCAGAUCACAUACUGUGGCUUGCCUUCGUCGUACAGACACUGUUCUGACAUCAGCGAGUACUUCAUACCAGCUGCCAAAUUCAUUGACAAGGCCUUGAGGAACCCAAUGAGUAAGGUGUUGAUUCACUGCACGCAGGGUCUCAGCCACUCGGUGACUCUGUUUCUGGCGUAUCUGAUGAUCUGUCAUGACAUGAUGGUGGAGGAGGCCAUCGAUCACGUCAUGAAGGAGAGACGCAUCAGGCCCUGGUUUGGUCAUCUGAGGAAGCUGCUGUUCCUCAACGCUGAGCUUGUGCUGCAGAGAAAACUGAAGCUGCAGGGCAAAGAACCAGGGAGAAAGAGGCAAAAAUGGCAGAUAAAAACAAAAUAGAGCACAGAUAAAAUAGUGUACAAAUAAAGAAUGGUGCACAGAUUAAAAAAAUACAAAUACAUGUAUGCACAGAUAAAAAAAAAUGUUGCACAGAAAAAAAAAGAAAAGUAAAGAGAAAAAUACAGCACAGGUGAAAUACAACACUGAGAAUAAAUAAUGCACAGAUAAAAAAAAAACAGAGCAAAAAUAAAAUAGUUCUCCUAUAAAAAAGUGCAAUGAUUAAAAACCACAGCACAGAUCAAAAAUGUUGUUUAAAAACAAGUGCACAGAUAAUUUGGCAAAAUAAGUAUAAUUAUUCAAUAAUUACAAAUACUUGAAAUGUAUUAAAUAUAUGAUAUUUUGUAAAGCAUUGUUGUAAGUGUGUGUGAUUUCUGACUUCCAUCAUUACUAAGAGCUAACACCAAGCUUGUGUUAAAAAUAGUAAGUGUUUUACUGAGGCUGGGCUGCUAUUAUAUUAGAUGUUUCCUAAAUGAGUUUUUCCUCAGUAUAUAUAAUCAAAAUACAACAUUACCACAAACAAUUACCUAGGUUUUUUCCACUGUAAAUAUGCUGUAUGCGUGACUCUUACUU